UGCCAGUGCCUGGGAGAUCGCUGAGCUCCUCGGAGGCGGUAGUGGCAGGCGGGCAUCGCCGUGUCUGUGCUCCCUACUUGCGUGUGUGGCUGAGGCAGGCUGCGGGGACGCGGCGGCGCUCGGCGCUGAGUGCGAGAGGCGCGGAGUGGGGGAGAAACUCGGUCCUGGGCGGUGCGCUGGGAGCUGAGUCUGUCUCCCUGCCCGCAGCAGGAGGUCCUGGGUAGGGGCGGCCCCAGGUAGGGGGAGCUGGGCGGCGAGGAGGAGCAGCCUCCGGCGUUGGAAAACUCUUCGCUGCCGGCGUCUGCCCCCUCCGGCUCCGCGGGCGGCUGUACCGGGACGCGCGGAUCCCCCGGCAGCAUGAACAUCCUGCUGGAGCUCUUCGUGGUGACCUUCCGAGUGCUCUGGGCUUUCGUGCUGGCCGCGGCCAAGUGGCUGGUACGGCCCAAGGAGAAGAGUGUGGCGGGGCAGGUGUGCCUGAUCACCGGGGCGGGCAGCGGCCUGGGCCGCCUCUUCGCGCUGGAGUUUGCCCGGCGCCGGGCGCUGCUGGUGCUCUGGGACAUCAACACGCAGAGCAACGAGGAGACGGCGGGCAUGGUGCGACACAUCUACCGGGAGAUGGCUGAGGCGGCCGCCGCCGCUUCCAGGGUAGCUGGAGAUGGAGAAAAAGAUGUGCUGCCCCACUGCAACUUGCAGGUUUACACAUACACCUGUGAUGUGGGCAAGAGGGAAAAUGUCUACUCGACAGCUGAGAGGGUCCGCAAGGAGGUUGGUGAGGUCUCCGUCCUGGUUAACAAUGCUGGCGUGGUCUCCGGGCACCAUCUUCUGGAGUGUCCUGAUGAGCUUAUUGAGAGGACCAUGAUGGUCAACUGCCAUGCACACUUCUGGACCACUAAAGCAUUCCUUCCCAAGAUGCUGGAAAUGAAUCAUGGACACAUUGUGACAGUGGCAAGUUCCUUGGGAUUGUUCAGCACUGCAGGAGUGGAGGAUUAUUGCGCCAGCAAAUUUGGAGCUGUGGGUUUCCAUGAGUCUUUGAGUCAUGAAUUGAAGGCUGCUGAAAAGGAUGGAAUCAAAACAACUUUAGUCUGCCCUUAUCUUGUAGAUACAGGAAUGUUUAGAGGAUGUAGGAUCAGAAAAGAAAUUGAGCCUUUCCUUCCACCCUUGAAACCAGAGUACUGUGUGAAGCAGGCCAUGAGAGCUAUCCUUACGGACCAGCCAAUGAUCUGCACACCUCGCCUCAUGUACAUGGUCACCUUCAUGAAAAGUAUCCUGCCCUUUGAAGCAGUGGUGUGCAUGUACCGAUUCCUGGGAGCAGACAAGUGUAUGUACCCUUUCAUUGCUCAAAGGAAACAGGCUACAAACAACAACGAAGCAAAAAAUGGGAUUUGACACUACUUUGGAUGGACUAAGAUGUGAUGGUGAAUAUGAUAAUGUUACAUGACUGAAUGGUGAAGUGCACUUGCAUCUAACAGAUGCAAAUGGCAACAUCUUACUGUGGCAUUCUCUUGGGUCCUAAACCUGUGUAUUGAACUCUACGAAAGUCAAUGAUUCUUUUUUAUAUACUGUAAAUAAAACUGACUAGAGUACUUGGAAAAUGUGCUAGGUAAGCAAAGUGAAUUUAUGAUGUAGCUGCCACUAUUGUCCUUUAGAAUAUCACUGUAUGUACAGGAAAGCAGUCAUGCUACUUCUUGUAGAGGUGCACUGUGUGAGAUCUCUUCCUCAGCCUGCCAAGGCCUGUCUUAGAGCCCUCUCCAGCUCCACAGCCCAGUGUUUCAGAAGUCGUUUGUCUUUCCCUCUUGUUUGGGAAGGGGGAGGGAAAUCUUGAUUCUUCAGCUACUGCUCAUGACCUUUUAGCAAAUUCAAGUUGCUGAAUGCAUCUCUUCACUUAUUCACCCAAGGUCUCUGAAGGACACAUGGCCAAAUUGUGAUGUCACUCUCUUGUAGCCACUGUGUGUUCUAUUUCAACAAAGAUGAAAAGAAACUUGUAAGUCUCUGCUGAUUCAAAGGCCAGUGAAUGUCUCAGAUGUGCUCAGAGCAAACUAGUGCUGGGCCUCUGCUUUUCUAACAAUGCAGUCAAUGAUUUAAACUGAAAUCUCUUUUUCAAGUCACUUCAUUUGAAAUACUCUUUCUGUUUCCUUCUGUGUGUCAGAGUCCAAUCUGCACUUACAAGCUGUAUGUUUCUCCUCCUACUUAGUCUUUCUUCUGAUGGAGUUCUCCCACUCCCCCAGGGAAGCUGUUAUAUUUCAUUUCUAUAACUGGACUUGUGCCUAAAAGACAAAGCAACUCAGCUGAGAUACAAACUGUUUAUGUAAGUGCUGGUCAAAUGCCAAUUAUUAGCAAAGGAAAAAUAGGAUAAUGCCUGAUGCAACUCUACAUGCAGAAUAAAGAGUGUGAAGGUUCUCUUUUUGAAGUUGUACUCUUGCUGUUCUACAACAUAUGUCAUUUUUACAGUAUUUGUUUUGUAAAGCAAACAAUUUUGUGCCUUGAAUUUGGUAAUCUGUAGUAGUGAAGCAUUGUAAAAGUGAACUUCUACCUCUGUAUCUUAAUGUAUACCAUCCACUUGUAAACUACUAUGGGAUAAAUUGUGAUUACUUUUAUAGAAUGUCUUGUUAAAUAGUGACCAGUGCCUGUGGUUAUUAAAGUGAGCCACCUUUUCCUUAAA
Molecule: messenger RNA, 2659 nt
Organism: Pogoniulus pusillus (Red-fronted tinkerbird)
Lineage: Eukaryota; Metazoa; Chordata; Aves; Piciformes; Lybiidae
Gene: RDH10
Product: retinol dehydrogenase 10
Exons: 6
Coding region: 358-1386 (342 amino acids)
Cellular component (GO): lipid droplet
Molecular function (GO): oxidoreductase activity, acting on the CH-OH group of donors, NAD or NADP as acceptor
Source: RefSeq, a predicted model, not a curated record